Messenger RNA from Parascedosporium putredinis, 312 nucleotides. Lineage: Eukaryota; Fungi; Ascomycota; Sordariomycetes; Microascales; Microascaceae. The record is from the annotation of a GenBank genome assembly.
AUGUCUGGACGAGAAUCUGCGCAGUCGUCCCGGCGGUCGCACCGGUCAACCCUUUCUUUACAAAAGACAGAGGUCAGAAUCAAUGUGUACGACCUGCUUCCACCUGGAAAAAUGGCGUCAGUUCUCUGGACCAUGGGGACGGCACUUCUGCAUUCAGGUGUGGUGAUCAACGGGAGGGAGUACGCAUAUGGCGGCCACGAUCGGCCCGGUCUCUCCGGCGUGUAUUGGACGAAACCCGGGCAGGUGCCCCCGGUGCCACCUUUCGAAGCGAGAUCAUUCACGGAUUCACUUUGCAGCGGCGCCCGAGAUUGA